ACCUUUGUCCUUCAACGCACAAAUGCAGCCAUUUGCUUCUUUGGGUCCUCGAAAGUCAACCCGAUUAUCAACGAGGCGGAAUAACAUUAUUCCGUCCCGGGUAAUAAAGGGCAUCUUAUGGUACUUCCCCACACUUAUCUGCCAUGCCCAGCUCUCGACUCGUCCCAGGUCGUUAUCCUCCAGUGGGUACCUCUCCUAUUGCCGAUGCAAUCCGCGAAAGACGGGGCUCAAGAGGACUGACCGCCCUCGACGGUACCCUUCUCCAUGUACCGCCAGUAGCUCAGGGUUGGAAUUCACUCCUUGGGGCCAUACGAACCAAAGGAAAGCUCUCUGACGAUGUCAGAGAACUCAUGAUUCUCCGUGUUGCGGCACACAACCAUGCGGCUUAUGAAUGGAUUCACCAUGAGCAUGUAGGAAGAUCUGCCGGACUGACAACAGAUCAACUGCUAGUAAUCCGCGACACGUCCCGAUUACCGACAGAUGGGGGAGUCUUGAGCGCUUUGCAGAAAAGCGCUCUGGCUUUCGCUCAAGAGAGCACCACCAAGGUCAAGGUGUCGCCUGAGGUGACCGAUGCGCUCAAGAAGAACCUUCAAAAUGACGAUGAUCUCUUCGUUGAGGCAGCCGCAGUAGUUGCUACGUACAACAUGGUCUCCCGAUUUCUCGUUUCACUUGAUGUUGGUGGAGGUAGCGAUGAUCUCGUUCCUUGGCCUGUGGAUGAACAAGAGCAUAAGAUACCCUUACCUUCGUCUCCUUCAUAUUAUAUCUAUGCCAAAACCUAUAUUGUCUCCCCGUCUGCGCCUUGGCUCGUGUUUUGCAACUCUUUAUUGACCAAUACCACCCUCUGGAACCCCCUUCUCACGUACCUCCUUACGCCUCCGCGUGAGUUCAAUAUCCUCCUGCACGAUCAGCGCGGACACGGUGCCUCCGUCUCUCCAUUAUCUGAUCCUUGCACCAUGCCGAUCCUCGCGCAGGAUGUUGCCCACAUCCUUGCGUCUCUCGGAAUCAAGCAAGUGCACAGCGUUGUUGGAGUAUCCCAAGGUGGAGCCGUCGCGCUCAGUUUUGGCAUCCAAUUUCCACAUCUCACGAAGAGUGUCGUCGCAUGCGAUACAUCUCCGAAAACGCCUGCUGGAAACAAAGAGGCGUGGGAGGGACGGAUUGCAACAGCGAAGGAGAAAGGCAUGAAGGAGCUCGCGUAUAUCACCGUCCCGCGAUGGUUCCCAACAGGAUCGUCAAUAACAGACCCCAGGCGACAAGCGAUAGAGGAGAUGAUAGAGGCCACGGAUUUGGAUGGUUUCGCGUUGGGUGCGAGUGCUUUGAUGGAGUACGAUCUCUAUGUGGAUAGGCUAGAUGACUGCAAGAUCAAGACGUUGCUUGUUGCGGGAGAUCUGGAUGGCGGCGGAAAUGUCGGCAAGGGUUUGAAAGCACUCAGGGAGCGCUGGGCAGGGAAAGGCGGCGACAUUGCCUACCAAGAAAUACCACAGGGAGGACAUCUGCCUAUGAUCGAUAAUACGGAAAGGUAUUGGGAAGUACUGAGCAUUUUUUUGGGGAACAUCGCGUAAAAUUGUAGUUAAACCUUGAUGUCGAAGAUUGCACAGUACGGUAAAUGAACCGCAGCCCCAGGCUUUAGCCAACCGCAGAAUCAAAUGAACUAAUUAGCCCACUACGAGGGCGCAAAAUACCAUACAUGUCCGUUGCUCU
Guyanagaster necrorhizus is the source of this 1698-nucleotide messenger RNA. RefSeq names its product alpha/beta-hydrolase. The transcript has 3 exons. Lineage: Eukaryota; Fungi; Basidiomycota; Agaricomycetes; Agaricales; Physalacriaceae. Gene Ontology annotation, molecular function: peroxiredoxin activity. The record is from RefSeq and is a predicted model, not a curated record. Bases 144 to 1559 code for a protein of 471 amino acids.